AUGCAAGAACCUCCAAAGAACAUUGAAGAAUUCUUAAAGCUUCAAAACUUGGAUCACUGGCCAAAGGAAAUCCAUUUUGGGGAUAAUGAUAAAUUGUUAUGUACUCUGAAGAAAAUAAAAGAAGAUAGUUCAUUUACUUCAAUUUAUACACAUCUAUGGGGAAAUGUCCCACGAGUACAUGAUGCGGCCAUGGCCAUGGAGUCAAGAUUAGCAGAGUGUUCAGUUCUUCUGAAAAACCAUGUCUCUGAAAUAUUUGAGUGGAACAGAAUAAUUUCCAGGACAAGUUCUCAUGGAAAAUUGGAACAAUAUAAGGCAUUUCUAAGGAAUUACCGUAAGGAAAAGAAGAUAAUGCUUUCAGAUGACAUGGAGACAAAGAAGCAUAUAGAGGGUUGCAACUUCCCAGGAUUCAGAACAAAUGAGCUUACUCAACUACCCAGACAUUUGAAUGCUGAACGAAUUUAUCUUUUUAUUUUAAAAGCCCAUGACUUUGAUGGAAAAAUUUUUAAAAUCUGGAAGACUCAUUUUCUCUCAGAAGCCUCUGUUGCUGUUUUGCAUGAUUCCUUUUGGUGGUGGUUUCUCCAUAAAUUUAAGCCUGACAGAGAAAGUCAAGAUUCCUUGUUUGAUAGAAUUUCAGAAAGUUAUGUGUCACUUUUCAUGAGCAUACCUCUAAGUCGAAAGGAUGCAUUCUUUCAGGUGUAUCCUGAUUGUUUGGCACAAGCUAUCUAUGCAACAUUCCAGGAAGCAUUUCCAGAAUCCAGUGAUUUCUUUAAUGAUGAAUUUAAAGAAGAUCUAGGGAAUAACAUUUUUCUCUGGUUGUCAGGUUUAAAACCUAAAAAAGGCUUUUGGACCCACUGGAAGCUGAACGAACUCUCCACAACAACCAUUCAUGGCAGCAAGAAAACACCUUCAGAAUCUAUAAAGGAUAGGAUUGCAAGAAGUGAAGAAUGCAUAUCAACUUAUAUAGACUUCAAUAUGACAAAAAUUUUAAAGAACCCAGAAGGAUAUACAAUGCCCACAUCCAAGGAAGAAUCAAGAUUAUCAGGACUACCAACAAAGUCCCAUUAUAGCAGUAGUGGCCCAGAGUUUAACCGUGUUCUCUUCAAUUUUGGAGGUCAGAGUCCACUGAUUUUAUAUUAUCUUAAGAUGCAUGAGCUAGCUGGCAUUUCCAAAGCCCCUAGACACGUCAAGAUUAAACUCACUGAAAUAUUGAAAGAACCAUAUCCUUUUUUAAGCUUUGCUUUAAUAUGA
Messenger RNA from Physeter macrocephalus (sperm whale), 1248 nucleotides. It is a transcript of the gene FAM227B, whose product is annotated as family with sequence similarity 227 member B. Bases 1 to 1248 code for a protein of 415 amino acids. The record is from RefSeq and is a predicted model, not a curated record. Lineage: Eukaryota; Metazoa; Chordata; Mammalia; Artiodactyla; Physeteridae. The transcript is spliced from 11 exons.